UCCCCCAUCCGCAAACCCGUCCCCGCUUCUCCCUCAACCAGAGUCGACCGCUUCCUCUCCACCAACCACCCCCCUAGUUCUCCCAAACCAACCACCCACCGCCCCGCAGACUACACGACGACUGCCGAGGUCGACGCCGAGAACAGCCGCCGUCUGGCCGCCCAGCAAACGACCAAGGCCGGCGGCUGGGCCUCCAAGUCCCUGCUGGAGCGCGAGAUGGAGCGCGAGCGCGAGCGCCAGCGCGAGUGGGAGGAGAGCCAGAAGCAGACCCAGGCGGCCGCCGCCCGCGGGCUGCGCGACGGCUCGCUGGGCUCCGGCCCCGGCCAGGGCGCCUGGGACGUCCACCAGUACGGCUACAUGGGCGGCGACAACCAGAACCGCGGCGGGCCCGGCUUGGGCGUCGGCGGCGCCCGGAGGCAGAUUAUUGGGCCGCGGCCUGCGCCGUAA
Aspergillus uvarum CBS 121591 is the source of this 447-nucleotide messenger RNA. RefSeq lists its product as uncharacterized. The annotation marks the transcript as partial. The transcript has a single exon. NCBI's taxonomy places the organism in Eukaryota, Fungi, Ascomycota, Eurotiomycetes, Eurotiales, Aspergillaceae. The record is from RefSeq and is a predicted model, not a curated record.